Messenger RNA from Cydia splendana, 1936 nucleotides. RefSeq names its product BUD13 homolog. Gene Ontology annotation, molecular function: RNA binding. Bases 83 to 1921 code for a protein of 612 amino acids. The record is from RefSeq and is a predicted model, not a curated record. NCBI's taxonomy places the organism in Eukaryota, Metazoa, Arthropoda, Insecta, Lepidoptera, Tortricidae. The transcript is spliced from 7 exons. Gene Ontology annotation, cellular component: RES complex; U2-type spliceosomal complex. Gene Ontology annotation, biological process: mRNA splicing, via spliceosome.
AUGUUCGUUGUUGAUCGCUUGUUGUGAAACUGCGAUUAAUUUUAUUUUACAAACUAUUUUUUGACUUGAAUAAGUGCUAAAAAUGGCUGCUAAGAUCGACCAGAAGGCUUAUUUACAGAAAUAUUUAACUGGAUCGUCGGGUGACAAAAAGAAAAAGAAGAAAAAAGUCGUGAAAGGCAAAGGCAUCAAAUUGAUUGAUGAUGACAUAGACUUGUCCAAGCUCCGUCCACUAGACGGUGAUGAGUUUAUAUUGGAUGGGGGCGAGGAUGCCCCACAGAUUGCUGGCAUCAUUGAUGAGAGGCCCGAGGAGGUGCGGAAGAUGGAGCAGUUCAAGACUAGCUCCAAGUGGAAAGUUGUUAAUCAGGAUGAUGGUUUCAACAGUAGACUACAAGUACAAGAAAUAAAAAGAGACAUUAAAGAGAAAGAGAAAGAAAAUGAAGUAAUUUUCGGCAAAAUGUACAGUGAUUCCGAAGACGAAAACGAAUCAGAAAAAAAUAACUCAAAGACUAAAGAAAAAGGUUCUAAAAAGGCUCAAAAUAGUGAUAGUGAUAUUAGUCCGCCAAGGCAAAGAUCACCUCAAAAAGACAAGAAAUAUGAUUCAGAUCAAUCGCCUCCUAGAAAGAAUAGUCAAAAAAGAGAGAAGAGAAGAGGCCAUUACUCUGACGAGUCACCACCAAGAAGGAAAGAUCAAAGAAGUAAAAAGAAUUAUGAUUCUGACCAGUCACCCCCAAGAAAAGGGCAAGAAAGAAAGCAUUAUGAUUCUGACCAGUCACCUCCGAGAAAAUCUCAGAAAGAACAGAAAAGAUCAGACUUAUCACUUUCUAGAAAAGGUCAAAAAGAAAAGAGUAACAAUUAUGACUCUGAUGUAUCGCCUCCAAGAAAGAAUCAAAGAAAGGACUCCGAACAAUCACCACCAAGAAAAAGGGAAAACAGACCGAAAGAAAGAAGAAAACCGAGCCGUUGGGGAGAAUGGGAGAAAGAAGACUCGGAUAUGUCACCGCAAAGAAAAUCAAGUAAAAGCUCAAAAUCUCCUAAAAGAUAUUCAAGGUCACCACAAAGAAAGGCCAAGCACUCGCGCAGUUCUACCUCACCAAGGGCUGAUAAGAAUGAAAGAAAAAGAAAAUCGCCAAGGAGGGGUUCUGAUUCUGAUUUGUCACCACCGAGAAAACAGAAGAAUAAAGAUAAACGGAGAAAAUCGUCAGACUCUGACUUGUCGCCGCCUAGAAAGAAUGGUGCUAAGAAUAGAAGAAACAGUGACUCUGACCAAUCACCACCCCGAAGAAAAAAUGACAGUCCACCGCCAACCCACAAGAAAAUGGCUCGGACACUAGAUGGGAAGCUAGCCGGACUACAAGAUGCUGGACAACUGAGGCAGGAAAAUGAAUCGUUCAGGAGGAGAGAGGAGGAAGCCUUUAGUAGGAUGAACGAUGAAGUGUCGGGGAGAAAUGCUAAAGUAGUUUCUAGAAAGAGUAAAAGAGAAACAUCAGAAGAGAGGCAGAAACAGAAAGAAAAAGCGGAGAGGCAAAAGGAACUUGACGAGAAAUACAAAAAAUGGAGCAGAGGCCUAAAACAGAUUGAAGACCAAGAGUCCCGCGUCCAAGAGUUCAUGCAUGAGGCAUCCAAGCCUUUAGCCAGACAUAAAGACGACGCCGAUCUAGAGAGCAGUCUUAAAAACAUCGAGAGAGAGGGAGACCCUAUGCUGGCUUACAUGAGAGAGAAGAAGAGGGAACGAGGGGACCUGCCACCAGAACGGCCCACUUACAAAGGCAGUUUCCCGCCAAACCGCUUCAACAUUCGUCCCGGUUACCGCUGGGACGGCGUCGAUCGUUCCAACGGCUAUGAAAAAAGCUUCUUCGACCACCAGAGUAAAAGGCGAGCGCAGGAAGAGGAGGCGUAUAAAUGGAGUACUGAAGACCUAUAAGCGACCUUAUGGUUA